Molecule: messenger RNA, 2400 nt
Organism: Oncorhynchus mykiss (rainbow trout)
Lineage: Eukaryota; Metazoa; Chordata; Actinopteri; Salmoniformes; Salmonidae
Product: WW domain-binding protein 2
Biological process (GO): positive regulation of DNA-templated transcription
Cellular component (GO): nucleus
Molecular function (GO): transcription coactivator activity; chromatin DNA binding
Source: RefSeq, a predicted model, not a curated record
GUAACGCACGUCGGAAGUGCAGGUGCAUCAGCAUCACAACAAGAGCGGAACAAGGCUGGCUGGUAACGGGGAGGCGAUUUGAUCCAGUUCACAUUUCAGAUUGCAUCUGUCAUUAUUUAACGUUGUUCAUUCCACACUCGGUAACAUCGCAAUGGCUUUGAAUAAGAACAAUUCUGAAUCUGGAGGCGUCAUUAUCACCAACAAUGAAAGUGUGUUGAUGAGCUAUGAGAAUGUGGAGCUGGUGUUCUGUGAAGCAGAGUGCCUGCCUGGUGCCUUCAGGAAGAGUAAGAAGGGGAGUAUCUUCCUGACCCCCUACAGGGUGAUAUUUGUGGCGAAGGGGGGUCGUGAUGCUCUGCAGUCCUUCAUGAUGCCUUUCUACCUGAUGAAGGGCUGUGAGGUCAAACAGCCUGUCCUGGGGGCCAACUACAUCAAAGGCACAGUCAGCGCAGAGCCCGGAGGGGGCUGGGAGGGCUGUGCCACCUUUAAGAUGGUGUUUGCUGCAGGAGGAGCCAUAGAGUUUGGACAGUACAUGUUACAGGUCGCUGCACAAGCAUCCAGAGGGCAGCCUGUGAGUGGUGGCUUUGGGGGUUGUCCCUACAUGGGCAAUGGGGCCUAUGCUUACCCUCCUCCCCCGGCCAAUGGGUACCCGGCGGGACCCCCACCCGGGUACUCUUACCCCAACCCCCCUCCACAAGGUGUAUUCUACCCCAACCCACCAGCGUUUGAUGGUCCUGCGGCCUACAUGCCCCCUCCUCCCUACUCCGCCCCCCUGGGGCAGCAGGCCCCCCACGACCCUGCCCUGCCUUCCACACCUGCAGCGGAGGCAAAGGCAGCAGAGGCAGCAACCAGUGGCAGCUGUUCCACACUUCCUCCCACCUACUUGCCACAGGACAACCCACCCCCCUACUCCCCUACUGAAGACAAGAAGAGCCAGUAGAGAGCCUGUAUCUCAGCUCCCACCCCUCCUUCACACGGCCUGUACCACCACCCCAUCUCUCUAUCCCUAUGAUGUCUUUGUUCCUCCUUUCUCUUCCACCAACCCCUCCUUUUGGUCUAUAUCCUCUCGGUCUACCUUGCUCCCUUUUUAAGUCACUCCACCCCUCUCCUCCCCUCCUCUGGCCAGUCUCUUAACUCACAACCAGCUAGCUAUGUCAGCUCCUUUUCCCAGCUCGUGUACAGUUACCUUCUGAGUUCCACUAAACAGUUCUCUCCACCUGACUUUAACUAAACAGUGUUACUUACAGCUUUUCUAGUGGUUGAUGAUAUGAUUGUAGCUUGUUUGAGCCAAAGAUGUCAGGAAAAAGGGGAAUAUUAGGUUAAGACGGAGGUGUUUUUGACUGAGGUUUAGUAGCAUUCUUGGGUACCUGCCUUUUUCUGCAUUGCCAAACACUCCAUUUUCUUGCCAGAUCAGACAACGGCAAGUUGGCUAAAGCAGAAACGGACAGACAUGCAGGCUCAAGGUUUAGCAGGUUGUUUUGGUGAGAACCUGGUUUAUUUCAGAAGACCGUUGAUGACUAAUUGAACAGGACUGUGAUUUCUCAGCUUUCCUAGCGAAAGGCUGUAUAUUGUUGAUUUCAUUUAUUAUUUCUCUGUACAGGCUUUUAAUGUGACAACUUUUAAUGAGAGGAUAGCAGUAGAUCAUUGGACCAGGUCUUUGUUGAAAAUUUACAUAUCGGAAAUAACACCCUUCUAUAAAGGGAAUAUAGUGUAAUUUGAGACUUUCCCGUUGUGUUGAUAGGAACCAAAAUGUCCGGUAUAGUGGACAGCUAUCUAGAACACUAAGAAUCCCUGAUCCUAGUUGAACUAUCAAACUACAUGGAAAGAUGAUCUUAGCUAUCUGCGACUACUGCUACUUCCUGUGUGUGAAUAUAGAGCAGUUGCCCUAUGAUGUCAUGUCCUGUGUCACUCUUCUGAACAUUCUAGAACUUACUCACCCACCAAAUCACAUCAAGGAAAUUAAACAAAUGAAAUAGUUCCUUGCAUCACAUCACUCUGCAGUGUUCUGGACUAACAGAUUAGAUCAAUAGUCACAUCUCUAACUACACUGAUGGCUAUCAACUUCUCUUGUGGUGUGUCCUUCACUGACAUGUUUUGAGGUCAGUCUCCUGAAUCUGAUCUGAGCACCUUAAUAUUUGGGCAUCUCUCUUUCUCUCUGGCACAAUGCAGCUGGAAGAUUCUUUGCACUUUCAGAAUGCUAUGCAUCGGGCCUCUUUGCGCCUGCCAUGGCUAUGUGUAUAGUAAAAAAAAAAAAGUCAUAUGGCUAUAUUUAUUUCAAGUUCCCACUAAUUUAUUGAUGAAUUCAUUUGAAAUGGUCAAAUAUAUUAUUAAAAAGACCAAAGCAUGGGCUCAAUUGUAACUAAUAUGGAUUGAAUUUUUAUUAAACUGAUCUUGUGAUGUGAA